Messenger RNA from Cutaneotrichosporon cavernicola, 1056 nucleotides. RefSeq lists its product as uncharacterized. The record is from RefSeq and is a predicted model, not a curated record. The coding region runs from base 1 to 1056 and encodes 351 amino acids. The transcript has a single exon. NCBI's taxonomy places the organism in Eukaryota, Fungi, Basidiomycota, Tremellomycetes, Trichosporonales, Trichosporonaceae.
AUGCGGCUCAUCACCGAGCUCAACAAGAUCGGAAAACAACUCCUAGGUGACACCAGCCACGAUGGCUACCAUGUCCCAGGCGCUCCUCCACCGCCACUCUACGCCCAGUCUCCUCAGCAUGCAAUGUCCUACCCACCGCCGUCCGCUCCCUCCCUUCCCUACCCACCAACAUCUCCCCAUCACCAGAGCACUUGGCCCCCUCCAAACGGUCCCGUCCACGGAGCUCCUCAAUCACCUCCAUUUAACCCAGCCCAGUUCCCGGUUUCGUCCGCUCCGGCGUAUUCAACAGGAUACACAGCAGCGCCGCAGACUUACACCGCUGCGUCGCCGCCGCAGCCUUACACCGCUGCGUCGCCGCCGCAGACUUACACCGCUGCGUCGCCGCCGCAGACUUACACAGCUGCGUCGCCGCCGCAGGCAUUCUCGCCUCCACCGAGCUUUGCGCCGUAUCCCUCGCCUCCCCACUCUUCCCCACCCCAGUCCUUCACCUCACCCCACGCGACCCACGUCCCCUCUCACAACCACUCGCACUCUCUCCCGAUUCCCUCUCCCCCUGUCCCGGCCACCCAGCCCAGCCAUAAUCCCGCCGACUGGCUGGUCGCCCUCCAAGAUCUUCUACCACUUUGCUUUACGGCGGCACGCGAUCACGUCGCUAGUGCUCACUUGCAGCCUGACACCAUCUGGCUGUAUUUUGUCGACCUCGGGCCUGGCCAGUACUUUGCGGAUGCAGUGUACGGGAUAGACGGCAACGCGUUCGCCAAAGACGACCUCGCUUGGGCCGGCGUUCCGCCCAACCCUGAGCGCUCCACGGCACUAUUCCGUAUCCUCGCUGGCGAGUGGGUCACCAAGAUUUGCCUUCGCAGCAAGGUCGAGGAGGCGCAUCCCUCUCGUGUCGUGGUCAGAAUGGACGUCGCUAGCAGAGGAUUCGGGAGCACAAUGUGCUACGAGGUUGCAAGUGUGCGACACCCGACGCUGAGCCCGGCCCAGGUGCUGACCCUCUGGGUGGCACGACUCAAGGCGACGGGAGAUGAUAGUGCUGAUUUUAUGCCAGCGUAG